UGACAACUGCAUCGCCGGAGGUUAGUGAGAUGACGACGGCACAAGGGACCGAGGAGGAGAGCACUAGCGAAUCAACUACAGCAGCACCCGAGCUCACACCCUCACCUGCUCUGCUGUCACUCAAUAUAAACCAGAUCAUCAGAGACAUUGGAAAAACUUUACUGAAGGAGCCGCCGGGCGACUUCCCGCUCGAAGGUGAAGCCAUCUGCAACGACAUGACAACGGGAGCCAUCCUGGAUGUGCUCUACACGGAAGCUGGACGUAGCAACGGUGAACCCAUCUACGAAAUCAUCGGCGCCAAGAUAAGCUACAUCACGUCCACGUGGAAACUCAGCUGCUCCGGGGCGGAGAGCGUCCGAUGCCGUAACGGCAGCGACGACCUCGAAUCUUUUGCAAUCACUACGAGCGUCGCGUUCACUGAAGUACCUGCAGAGCCGCCUGCACCUGUGAAACGGUAAUAAACGUGUGAUGUCGUCUCCACGAACAAACACCGUUGAAUUCCGACUAGCGUAGGUGGC
Molecule: messenger RNA, 518 nt
Organism: Priapulus caudatus
Lineage: Eukaryota; Metazoa; Priapulida; Priapulimorpha; Priapulimorphida; Priapulidae
Exons: 3
Coding region: 30-458 (142 amino acids)
Biological process (GO): cilium assembly
Source: RefSeq, a predicted model, not a curated record